AGAAGAGGUUUUACCAAACAGACAGAUCCCCGCAUCAGUUUGCUAGCAGUAGCCGCUACAUGCUUCUAUUUUCCCGGAGAUACUGAACCGUACGAACGCCAUCAUGUCUUCAAGGACUCUGCCGCUGCUCUUCAUCAACCUCGGCGGGGAGAUGCUCUACAUCCUGGACCAGCGGCUGCGAGCGCAGAAUAUCCCCGCUGACAAAGCUAAGAAAGUUAUGAAUGACAUCAUCACCACCAUGUUCAACAAAAAGUUCCUGGAGGAGCUUUUCAAGCCACAGGAGCUUUACUCCAAGAAGGCCCUGAGGACUGUGUUUGACCGGCUGGCCCACGCAUCCAUCAUGAGGCUCAAUCAAGCCAGCAUGGACAAGCUCUAUGAUUUGAUGACCAUGGCUUUCAAGUACCAGGUGCUUCUAUGUCCCCGACCGAAGGACAUCCUCCUGGUGUCCUUCAACCACAUGGACGCCAUCAAGGACUUUGUGAAAGACACUCCCAGCAUCCUCAGCCAGGUUGAUGAGACUUUUCAACAGCUCAUAGAGAUGUAUACGCCCCUAUCCAGUGGUGAAUUCCAGCUGAUUAGACAAACUCUUCUAAUCUUCUUCCAAGACAUGCACAUAAGGGUUUCCAUUUUCCUCAAGGACAAAGUACAGAACUCCAAUGGCCGCUUUGUUCUUCCCACCAGUGGCCCCGUGCCUUACGGGACACAAGUCCCAGGCUUGAUAAGGAUGUUUAGCUGUACAGGGGAAGAAGUGAACAGGCUGCAGUUCACUAAUGGAGGAAACUACACUGCAGCUGUCCGGGAAGGGUCUUUUGAGAUCUUUGGAGACAGGGUAACCAAACUUGGCACAAACAUGUACAGUGUAAGCCGCCCGGUGGAAACCCACAUGUCGGGAACAUCUAAAAAUUCUGCCCAGCACACAAAGGUCAAUGCUGCUCCCAACCCUUUGGCCAAAGAGGAGCUGAAUCUUUUGGCCAAGUUAAUGGGAGGCUUAGAAGUUCAGAAAUCUGGAAACACAGACUGUGGUUUCCGAGUCAACCUUUUCGCUACAGACGAGGAAGAAGAAGAGGCAUUAAUAUCAAGACCAGAUGAGCUGUCGUGUGGAAUCAUAAACAUUCAAGCAACAAAGGACCAACAGGCCAAUGCUGAGCUGGCAAAGAUCAUGGGAGAGUUCACAGAGUCUGGGGAUCAAUCUCCCAGCGCCAGCAGCAAAGGAGAUGACCUUCUGGCCAUGAUGGACGGCCUGUGAUGCGUCACAGAGAUGGAAAUGUCCAGGGGAUGGAAACACUGACUGCUCCCUCUGCCGUAGACCAGUGUGCUGUCUGUACCUGCAGAGAUACCGCAGAAACCUCACACGCAGCCAGGAAAACCCUCGUUUCUUUGGUGCUUUUAAAGCUCAGAUGUGAGUAGGUGUUUCAGCUGGUUGUCAAACGAUCCACAGCAAGACAUAACAAUAUGGCAUCAUUGGCCUAGCCUUCAGCUACAGUAGGUCGUUUGCUGUAAACAGAGGAGUUUCAGUGCAUCAUGAUAAACACUAGGACCAUAUCUCUGUGUGUGUGUGUGUGUGGUAACUGCGAUGCAUCUGCUUGUAUGACGUCAGGUUUUGUUUUUUUUCUUUAAUCUGACUCAGAUGCUACAGUGAAUACACAUUCCACAUAUUUUCAUACAAGAUUUGUGUUUUAGAUGUCUUCUGCUCCAAAUCAGUGUUUGGGCGUCUGUAGACUCGCCUCGUACCCAAUUUUUUCCACUGACCAAAAUUUUAAAAGUAAGAUUUUUCACAAUAAGUGUUGUGUAUUGUAAGAAACAAGUGAUGAAAUGAUGCUGUGUAGGAAGAGGAAACCUAAGUGCUCUUUCUAUCAUGACUAGAAUUCCCUCAUGAGAUAUUUUUUAAGAUAUUGUAUACAGCACUGUGCUACACAUUUUAGACAGGUGUGGGAAGUGCUGUAAAGUAAGAAUGCUUUCACAAAUAUAAGUCUUAUUGUUUAUUAUUUUAUCAAUUUACAAAAUGCUUGUUUGAAAUCUUUGCCUGGGAGAGACGUUGCUGGUGUAGAAGAACUACCCUGUGUCGUGCUGCUGUACUCAGUCUUGCCAUGUGUCUGAGCCGUGAUAUGAAACUGCCUUCCCCCGCCUCUCCUUGGCAGCAGAGUCUGACUGUUUCUCACCCAGUUGUCACCCUUCCACAGAGCUGCUUCUGUUUCACGUAUUGACUGUGUUUCCACCUUCAUAUGAAUAUGACGAUCAUUAGCACCUGUUUGGUAUAAUUGGUUAAUUGAAUAGAAUCCUACAAAAUCCCUGACAAUGUGCUAGAAGAAGUCAUGCUGGUCCAAAGGGAAAGGGUAUUUUGACCAAAAUAUUGAUUUGAUAUAGGAUAUUGAUAACAAAUAAACAAUUAGAAUUUAUAUUUGUGAACACAUUCUUACUUUAUAGCACCUAAAACUCCAAAAACGUGUGUGUGUGCACACUUAUCUGAUAUCUUGAUGUCCUACUUUAAAAAUGGCUAGAGAGGCAACCUGUGAAAAUGUACAUUAUCACAAUAGAGAACAAUGCAAUACAGGGAAUUGUCUAAAGUGUAAAUAUGUUUAUUGAACACUUAAUUUAUUCAUGUGUUUCAUUUCCUGUUUAUAAGGAAGUGCACAUUGCUGCAAUCGUCAAAUUGUUUAAUGUGCAAUGUUUUUUUGUUUUUUUUAAUAAAUUGUUAAAUA
This is a messenger RNA of Solea solea (common sole), 2699 nucleotides long. It is a transcript of the gene oscp1b, whose product is annotated as organic solute carrier partner 1b. The transcript has 10 exons. Gene Ontology annotation, biological process: transport. The record is from RefSeq and is a predicted model, not a curated record. Gene Ontology annotation, cellular component: cytoplasm; plasma membrane. The coding region runs from base 104 to 1246 and encodes 380 amino acids. NCBI's taxonomy places the organism in Eukaryota, Metazoa, Chordata, Actinopteri, Pleuronectiformes, Soleidae.